This is a messenger RNA of Chanos chanos (milkfish), 1587 nucleotides long. RefSeq names its product notochord granular surface (gene ngs). Bases 1 to 1587 code for a protein of 528 amino acids. The transcript is spliced from 11 exons. Gene Ontology annotation, biological process: intermediate filament organization. Gene Ontology annotation, cellular component: cytoplasm; intermediate filament. The record is from RefSeq and is a predicted model, not a curated record. Gene Ontology annotation, molecular function: structural constituent of cytoskeleton. NCBI's taxonomy places the organism in Eukaryota, Metazoa, Chordata, Actinopteri, Gonorynchiformes, Chanidae.
AUGAGUCGAAGCCCAGAAAGGAUGUCUUCUUACCGUCGUCACUUCGAGGGGACACUGGCCUCCACCUCAACACUUCAAGUUCGAGUGUCAAGCCCGUCACCCACACGCCGAGAGACCCGUCACCGCUCAGCAAGCUACAACCGCAGCGCAAGCAUGGGGCGGAGAGCGCUCUCCGGCUCCAGAAAAUCACGCAUGACAAGCAGUGUGAGUAUGAGUGCUCUGUGUUUGGGCGUGGGGCUGGGGUCAGGCGCCCUCGAUCUCGAAGCAGCAGCAGCUGAGAACCAGGCCUUUCUCAGCACACGCACCAACGAGAGGCAAGAGAUGAUCACCCUGAAUGACCGACUGGCUGUGUAUAUCGAGAGGGUUCGCUCUCUUGAACAGCAGAAUAAAUUGCUGGAAGUGGAGAUUGAACACCUGCAGGGUCGUUCUUUCAAACCAUCAGGCCUGCGGAGGCUGUAUGAGGAGCAGCUGAGAGAUCUGAAGAGGAUCGCUGACCAGAUGAAGGUCCAGAGGGACCUGGCCAUAGCUGCCAAGGAGGCCAUGGCUGGCCAGUUGGAGAUGCUGAAGGCCAAAUUUGAAGAGGCUCUUGAGGCGAGGAAGAAAGCAGAGCUGGAUGUUGAAGGUUUCCGACCGGAUGUAGAUGGUGCAACAGCGGCUCGUAUCUCACUGGAGAAACAACUUGACAACCUGGAGGUGGAAUUGGACUUUUUACAAAGGGUUCACAAAGAGGAAAUGGAGGAGCUUAUGGCUCAGAUUUACAGCUCUGUGGCGAAAGUGGAUGUGUCCUUCACGCUGCCGGACAUGGCGUCUUCUCUUCAGCAGAUACAGGCCCAGUAUGACAGCAUCGCUGCAAGGAACCUACAGGAAAUGGACGCGUGGUACAAGACGAAGUUUCAGGAUCUGAACAAAGCAUCGACCAAACAUGUCGAAUCAGUCCGGAGUGUAAGAGAAGAAAUGGCUGCUUUGAAGAGAGAUAUUCAAAGUAAAGAACGCGAGCUGGAGUCUCUGAAGACCAAGAACGAAGCUUUGAUGGUGCAAAUCAGGGAAGCCCAAGAAAAACAUAAGAAAGAGGAGGAGGACUUACUGGCUCAUAUUGAGGCACUAAAGCUGGAGCAGAAAGUCACUAAGGAGAAGAUUGCUCACCUCCUCAGGGAGUACCAGGAUCUGCUGAACAUUAAGAUGGCUCUGGAAAUCGAAAUCACCACAUACAGGAAAUUAAUUGAAGGUGAGGACAGUCGCCUCAGUACCAAGGUCCAUGGCUUGUCUCUGAUGAGCAGUGCUGUGAGUGUUGCGGCCAGUGCAGGUCUGGGUGGUGCAGCUGGAGCUGCUUGGUCCAGUACUGCUGGGCAAGUCUCUGGUUCCACGACAGUGAUGGCCAUCUCCUCGAACGGAACCUCAACCACAGCGUCAUCCUCUCAGAAUCACGUGGAGAAACAUGUGGAGGAAUUCUCUGAGGAGCAGGCUGUGGAGAUGACUGAGAGGAAGACUGUCCUUAUCAGAACGGUUAAGACAGAGGAGGACACUAUUCAGAGCGACACACAGGAGCGCAUCAUCACCAUCUCUGGAGCAGCUGACGAGAUGGAGUAA